This is a messenger RNA of Pelagomonas calceolata, 1381 nucleotides long. The record is from the annotation of a GenBank genome assembly. NCBI's taxonomy places the organism in Eukaryota, Pelagophyceae, Pelagomonadales, Pelagomonadaceae.
AGCUUAUUUCCAGCAAUGCUUCGCGCUGCGGCGAGUUAUUGCUGCAAAACUACCUGGUGUGCCACUGGUGGAGUGCUGCGCGCGCGACGGCGUGACUGUGAGAUUUGAUUUGUCUGCUCCUGACCGCGGGCCACACGUGCUUGCACGCAAAGCUUGAAUCACGUUACGUCGGCGCGUACACCGCUUUCAAAACUCGAGGCUGAGGCGCUCUCUUUGCCACCUGUAAUUUUGACUGCUCAGGCUCGCCUAGCGAUCGUUUACACGCGCCAGCGCUUGCACAACGCGUUUGGCAUCGACAGUGGUCGUAGACUGCAAAACCCAACUUCUACACGCGCAGCAUCUCCUGGCACCACGCUGCGUGCCACUGCAGCAGCAACUCACCGCAGCAACGCCGCCGACGCAACAAUGAUGGAGCGCCAGUGGCCGACCGUCCUCGCCACGGCCAUCGCGGGAGUGGUAAUAGCGGCACUGGGCAUUUAUAAAUCAAAAAAGGAAGCGCUCGGCUGCGACGGCGCCGAGGCAACGCAGUGGCUCGUGCUCGUGCGCCACGGCGACCGCAUGGACUACGCCAUGCCGGCGUGGAGGGCCCGCAUCCAGGCCCUCGGGCGCUACCCGCGCGACCCGCCGCUCUCUACGCUCGGGCACCGGCAGGCGCGGCAGCUCGGGACUGCUGCGGCCGCAACACUAAAACGGCGAGGCGGCGCGGUGCGCGUGCUCAGCUCGCCCUACCUACGGUGUCUGCAGACGAUUACGCCGCUCUGCGACGCGUUGGACGUGCCUUUGGAGCUAUAUCCGGAGAUCGCGGAGGUGCUCCACCACCCGCGGAACGUGGCGCCCUACGCCGAGCGCUUCCAGUAUUUUCCUCGGCUUGUUGACCGGGCCGACCCGCACACCGGCGACGACGAGGAGACGUGGCCGUUGGGAUACCUGGAGCGCAUGGCCGCGACGGAGUGGAACUUGACGGAGCUGCUCGACGCCGAGCUAGGACGAGGGCGGUCGACGGUUGUCCUCACUAGCCAUGCGGCGAGCGUUGCACUUGUCUCCCGUCUCCUCGGGGUCGAGCUCACGGUGGACCUCAAAUUCGCCCCGUGCGGCGCGUACGUCUUCGCCCGCGACGCGAAGGGCGACGCCUGGCGCCUGCUGCGGUCAGGAGAUUCGAACGCGCCCUACGUGACGGAGAACGCGAAGACGACGUAUCCCUGGGGCUACAAACCGCAGUACCUCGAAAAGUGGGCGGAGACGCACGGCGGGCAGCGGUACCCGCGCGGGGCUUCCUACGAGUGGCUCUCCGCGUUUCGCGGCGCGAACCUGGCCCGUCAGGGCGAGGCGUCGGUCAGCGUGCAAAAGUAACAUGUCUUCUCUACUACAAGACACUACUGGG